GUCCUGCAUCCUCAGUGAGGUGUCCACGCGCUCCCGCUCUAAGCUACCUUCGGGGAAGAACGUCCUCCUGCUGGGUGAAGACGGAGCAGGUAAAACUAGCUUAAUAGGAAAAAUUCAAGGCAUAGAGGAAUACAAAAAAGGAAGAGGAAUGGAGUAUUUGUAUUUAAAUGUGCAUGAUGAAGAUCGAGAUGACCAAACAAGAUGUAAUGUAUGGAUUUUGGAUGGUGACCUGUAUCACAAAGGUCUUCUUAAAUUCGCAAUGGAGGCAAGCUCUCUAAAGGACACUCUAAUUAUGUUGGUGGUAGACAUGUCUAGGCCUUGGACUGCACUGGAUUCUUUACAAAAAUGGGCAAGUGUUGUAAGAGAACAUAUUGACAAGUUAAAAAUUCCUCCCGAAGAAAUGAAAGAAAUGGAACAAAAGUUGGUAAGAGACUUCCAGGAAUAUAUAGAACCAGGCGAGGAUUUUCCAGCUUCUCCACAGAGAAGAAAUACAUCAUUACAGGAAGACAAAGAUGACAGUGUGAUUUUACCCCUGGGUGCAGAUACACUAACAUGUAACUUAGGCAUUCCAGUAGUAGUAGUUUGUACAAAGUGUGAUGCCAUCAGCGUUCUGGAAAAAGAACAUGACUACAGAGAUGAACACUUUGACUUCAUUCAGUCACAUAUCAGACGGUUUUGCUUACAGUAUGGGGCAGCACUUAUUUACACUUCAGUAAAGGAGAACAAAAACAUUGAUUUAGUGUAUAAAUAUAUAGUCCAGAAGUUGUAUGGAUUUCCUUUCAAUGUUCCAGCUGUUGUUGUGGAAAAAGACGCUGUAUUUAUUCCUGCAGGUUGGGAUAAUGACAAGAAGAUAGGAAUAUUGCACGAGAACUUUCAGACACUAAAAGCAGAAGACAGUUUUGAAGAUAUCAUAACAAAACCACCAGUCAGAAAGUUUGUUCAUGAAAAAGAAAUUGUAGCAGAAGAUGACCAAGUAUUUCUUAUGAAGCAGCAGUCACAGUUGGCGAAACAACCACCUACUGCUGCAGGAAGGCCAGUGGAUGCCUCUCCAAGAGUUCCUGGAGGAUCUCCUAGGACACCAAAUAGAUCCGUAACGUCAAACGUUGCCAGUGUUACACCUAUCCCUACUGGGUCAAAAAAAAUUGAUCCCAAUAUGAAAGCUGGAGCUACUAGUGAAGGAGUCCUGGCUAACUUCUUCAAUAGUCUCCUGAGCAAGAAAACUGGUUCCCCUGGUGGCCCUGGUGGUGUUGGUGGCAGUCCAGGAGGAGGUGGCACUGGAGGUGCUGGCAGCAACUUACCAUCAUCAGCAAAAAAGUCAGGUCAGAAGCCAGUUUUAACAGAUGUUCAGGCAGAAUUGGACAGAAUUUCACGAAAACCUGAAAUGGUAUCUCCUACAACACCUACAUCUACAGAAGGUGAAGCAUCUUGAAGACACCAAAUAAAACCAAUUGUUCAGUUUUCUGGGAUAAUUAAAACUUGCCUCUGCCUCUUCCUUCAGUGACUGGAACUAAAGAACUGAAUUAUCUUUCAGAACACAGUUGAUGUCUGUCUUUCUUUCAUAUGUGUUGCCCAACUUCACAAAAGGGAGCUGUACAGAUGGAAAAUGGUUAUCACAUCAUGUAGGAGUACUGUUCACAGUGAAAGAAUAGUAAAUUAAUUUUUUCUGGGUUUUGUUGAAAAGUUGGUAUAAUUCUGUAAAAUUGCAAGUAUGUCCACUUAAGUGAUAGGGGUUGCUUAGAGCAGGAAAACUGAAACACACCACAGGCACUUAAUUUAUAUUGAUUUCCCAACCUGUUAGGCAAGUUUAAUACCAUCUUAAGUAGAUAAACCUCUACAGGAGAGAAAAACUACUAGUUUUUGGAAGAGAAAAUUAAUUGCACAAAACUAUAACAACAACAAACUGAUUACACUUGAAUGCUUCAUUUGGAGUAUGGUUAAAAAAAAUAAUCUGUUUGAUCUCCUCUGAGAUUUACACUGCAUUCAAAAACCCAUGCAAAAAUUCAUUCCAGAUAUAAGACUAAAUUACUGGCCAGGUUUUUUUGUUUCUUCUUUGAUUAAUUUCAGACACUGAAUAAAAGAUAUAUAAAGAAAAAGCAGAGGUUCAAUGUACAGACUAUCAGUAUCUGGAUUUGUCUAUAUAUAUAUGGCUCAGCCUUAAUGUCCCCCACUAUGUUUCCCACAUUAGUUACGGUUUAAAAUUGGUCAUCAAAACUGUAAUCAGUUAAUAAAGUAUUCUCUGCAUUCAAAUUUAAAUAACUUU
This is a messenger RNA of Balearica regulorum gibbericeps (East African grey crowned-crane), 2260 nucleotides long. Lineage: Eukaryota; Metazoa; Chordata; Aves; Gruiformes; Gruidae. The record is from RefSeq and is a predicted model, not a curated record.